This is a messenger RNA of Thamnophis sirtalis, 1119 nucleotides long. Lineage: Eukaryota; Metazoa; Chordata; Lepidosauria; Squamata; Natricidae. The record is from RefSeq and is a predicted model, not a curated record.
CUUAUUAGGCUUCGAUGCUAUCUGCCAUGUGAUUCUUUUUCUUUUUCUUUCAGAUGGGGCAUCCUCUUCUCUCAUCCAAGGGAUUUCACUCCAGUGUGUACUACAGAACUUGGUCGAGCAGCAAAAUUAGCACCAGAAUUUGCCAAGCGAAAUGUUAAAUUAAUAGCCCUCUCUAUUGAUGACGUCAAUGACCAUCGCGCUUGGUGCAAGGUAUUGUGGGGAAAAAACAAUGACAAAAAGAAAGAGGUUCAGGUCCCGACCAAAUUGGCUUGCGACCAAAGUUAUGGAAUGAAUUAUGGUGGUGACCAGAGAUUACAGAGGGUCAAGGCUACCCAGAUAAGAAUGAUUAGUAAAAUUAUUACUAAUUUACUUUUCUUUUCUUUUCCUUUUGAGCCUGGAGACAAGGUCAUGGUUGUUCCAAGCUUAUCGGAUGAAGAAGCCAAAAAGCUGUUUCCAGGAGAGAUUUGCACUAAGCAACUUCCAUCGGGCAAGAAUUAUCUUCGUUAUACCACUCCAUAGUAAUUGUGAAGAGAAAUCAUGGGAACAGAAUGCUAUCACUGGGAUUUUGCAGAACUGGUUGCUUUAAAUGUGUGGAAAUAUACUUUAAGAGGCUGUGGCAAAAUGGAAGCAAUGUAUGUACUAAUUUCUUUUAAACCAGUGACUGGUGUGGUUUACAGCUUCAGCUAAUCAGUUUAGGCUUGUUUUGUUCAAAUGAAAUCAGUUUUCCUCACCUUCUUCUUGGAAUUGAAUUUACCACUUUUAAAACAGUACACAUUUUUCUUUAAUGUAUUUUCUAUUCUCCAGCCACAUAAAAUAUGAUUCAUGAUCAGCGGAUUAAUAUCUUUUAAUUAAUGGGAAUCAAUUUCUGUCAUGUGUAAAACAUCUUGCAUUAUGUUUCCAAGAUUAUCAGAAUAUCAGGUUCUUGGAUUCAGUUUACAAAAUAAAUUGAAUAAACUAUUACUUGUAUUUGGGACUUCCAUUUUAAUCCACUGUAUUAAGAGCCUAAUUCAGAAAACCAUACAUUAAUAUUGUGGAUGAUUAAAGCAGAGGUAUGGAAUAGAUUUAACAAAGAUGACAUCUUUUAUUUAGCUGGUUCAGAAAAUAAAUCAAGUUAACAUA